CGGACAAACAAAUGGCAUGUGGAUGAUGUGCUUUUGCUGUCACCCAUUUGAAUCCAGCACUAUGGUCUCAGCGCAUCUUCAGUGUUUUCUCCUUCCACUCUGUUUGCGGUCAAGAUGUCAAGCGCUACCUCCAGUGUGGCCCGGGUAGCUUAUCUGGCCUCAGAUAUCAUCGUAGAUUCCCAGCCUACCCUUCCAUCGACCUCACAGUUCGCUAAAGAGUAUAGUUCGCUUUCUGCAACUUCCAGCCGACGUCCGACAAUCUUGUCGGUGCCCCUAGGCGGUGAUCCAGGGUCAACAUUACUCAGAAACGGAUCGGCUGCUGGACUCAUCUCAUUUACCUCUUCAGCAGCAGCACAAACUGUAAUCAGGCUUGUCCUGGACGCCGCUGAACUUUCUUCAUUUCCUCUUGUCUUGCAUCUUGCCGUGAAAAAUGAUUUGUCCGACGUCCUUCUGCUCCAUUCCGCUGUCCCUUUCUUCCUCAUCUCUAGAACCCCCCAACAAGCACACGAUAACUCACUCUUGGCAUCUCGGUUGGCACGGACGGAGAAGAAAGCAGUCGUGCAUGCCUUUUAUGACGCAAAAAAUGAUUCAGUAGAGGAAAUAUCGGAGAGUGAGGUGCAGCCUUUCCUUCUCUCGGAGAAGCUUGCGUCAACCAAUGGAGUGAAUGGACACAAUGGAGCGAACGGGCACAAUGGUCAUUCAGCAACCGUAGUAUCCCCUAGCUUAGAGCUUUUCAAGCUUUACGAGCGCGCAGCGCUUUCUACGGUCGUUCGUAUUCGUCGUGCAUGCCCUCCGCUCUCUGUACAUGGUUCCAGCGAACCCCACACUGUCAUCUUUGGGCUGGGUGACAUCCCUCCUGUGGAUAUUGACGGAGUGUCGGUUGUCUCACUCAGCCUGCUCACUCCCCUACUCCCUUCCCGUAUACUCGAUGUCAUUCCACCAUCUGCGUCACGUAUCAUCAUUCUCGAGCAGCUCCACCGCUGGAACACGAAAUGGACACCUUUGUACCUUGAACUUGUCGAUGCAAUCCACCAGCGGGAAGUAGAGCAGCGACCCCACAUCCAGAGCGUUUACUUCAGUGACCCUGCCCAAGUAAUCCCCCUCGCAAUUUUGAAACUUCUUCAAGCAGCUCCCUCUUCUGCUCCAAUUCAACUUGGAAGCGCCAGCGCCUCCUCACUUCUUUCGCCAGAAGUGCCACAUAUACCCAAGCACGAGUCGUCUUAUACGAAGAUCUUGUCUCACGUCUUUGGCGAACGCCUCGAAGUUUCCAAUUCGCCUGCCUUGGUGCUUAAACAAGGUGCUAUUGCCACCAGCCCGGAGUUUGCACUGGGCCGCGUUCGAGGACAACUCGAUCAACGAAAUGAACUUAUUCGCUCUGUGCAAAAGUUAUUGGAGGUUAAGGAAGUCAGCCCCGAGCUGCAUAAACUUUGUAGUCAGUGGGUCCUUGUUAAGGACGACGAUACCAAGAGUCGCUCAGUGGGAAAUGACCUCAUCACCGCUCUCGAGUCUUCAAAGUCCUCGAGUCCUAUUAUCGACCGCAUUCUUGCUCUCCGUGCACACUUCCCCACACGCUCGAGAUGGAUCAUUGGCUCGGACGCCUGGUCCUACGAUCUUGGCGCUUCUGGUCUGCACCACGCCAUCGCAUCCGGUCUCAACAUCAACAUUCUCAUCAUCGACACCCUUCCUUACACAUCCCGCAACUCCGCUGAUCCACAUCGCCGUAAGCAAGACGCUGGUCUGUACGCAAUGAACCACGGGGAUAUCUAUGUAGCGAGCGUCGCAGUGUAUUCAUCGCACAACGGCCCCAGUGUAGUGCUCGCAUACUUACCCUACCAAAAUGAGGAUGCACCAGCACUUGAAGUUUUGAAGGAGACCAAACUCGCUGUCGACGCUGGGUACUGGCCGCUUUACCGUUGGGACCCUGUGAAGGAAGCACAAGGCAAAGAGCCAUUCGCGCUCGACUCAGACGCUGUGAAGAACGACCUCCAGCAAUUCCUCGACAGGCAGAACCAUCUGUCCCAACUCGUACGCUCCAAGCCCGAGCUUGCCACAGAACUGGUGAGCAGCUUGGGUGAGAAUGUGAAAGAGGCAAGGAGGAGGAAGGCACAACAGGCUUACGAUGAUUUGGUUGUCUCGCUUGAUGCACCACCGUUGGUAGUGCUGUAUGCAUCGGAUGGUGGCACCGCAGAGAAGUUUGCGAAGCGACUGGCCAACCGCGGUAAAGCCAGAGGCUUGUCGACGUCCAUUGGCACCAUCGACUCUAUGUCCAUCGAUACCCUCUCUCAAGAGGAGUACGUGGCUUUUGUCACAUCUGUGGCAGGUCAGGGUGAGCCCCCGCAGAACGGACGGACUUUAUUUAAGGCGCUUAACGCUGCUGCUCUUCGUGGAGAGAAGCCUUUCUCGAAGCUUCGAUACUCAGUCUUCGCCCUCGGUGACAGCCACUACUGGCCACGCGCAGAAGAUGCUCACUACUACAACAAGCCGGGCAAGGACCUCGAUACUCGUUUGGAGCAGCUGGGGGGAGAGCGCUUUGCGGAUAUUGGGCUCGGUGAUGAUCAGGAUGCAGAUGGACCAGAUACUGGGUACAAAGUGUGGGAGCCCCUCGUGUGGAAAACGUUUGGCGUCGACAACAUUGAAGUGAAAGAAGCAGAACCCGACCCAAUCACUAAUGAGCAUAUCAAGGCGGCCUCAGGUUACCUUCGCGGCACGAUUGCUGAAGGUCUCGAGGAUAAUAGCACGGGCGCUCUCGACCCCAGUGACACCCAGCUUACGAAGUUCCACGGUAUCUACCAGCAAGAUGAUCGCGACAUCCGUGACGAGCGUCAAGCUCAAGGCGUCGAGCCUGCCUACAGCUUCAUGAUUCGCGUUCGUACCCCCGGUGGUGUGUGCACGUCUGAGCAGUGGUUACAGAUGGACCGGAUCGCUGAUGAACAUGGCAAUGGGACGUUUAAGAUCACCACAAGAGCGACAUUCCAGUUCCAUGGUGUCAUCAAGCGACACUUGAAGCCCUCCAUUCAGGAGAUCAACAAGGUCUUGUUGGACACUUUGGCUGCGUGUGGCGACGUCAAUCGGAAUGUUAUCUGUUCCGCUAUUCCUUCUUCGUCCCGGCUUCAUGCGCAGGUUUACAACUUCUCGAAGCUUGUCAGCGCUCACUUAUUGCCUAGAACAACGGCAUACCACGAGAUUUGGUUGGACAAGAAAAUGGUUGCCGGUGAGGCGGUCAAGGACUUUGAGCCACUCUACGGCGAGUUCUAUCUCCCUCGAAAGUUCAAAAUUGCGGUUGCGGUACCACCUACUAAUGACGUUGAUAUCUUUGCAAAUGACUUGGGCUUCAUCGCCAUUGUCAAUGAGCAAGGAGAUUUGGCUGGCUUCAAUGUUACUAUCGGUGGUGGCAUGGGAGUAGCCCAUGGUAACAAGAAAACAUACCCUCGAGUUGCGGACGUUAUCGGUUUCUGUACUAUCGAACAAGGUCCUAUCGUAGCAGAAAAGGUCAUGCUUACACAGCGAGACAAUGGGAAUCGUGCAGAUCGCAAAAACGCUCGAUUGAAAUACACCAUUGAUCGGAUGGGACUAGAUGUAUUCAAAGCAGAGGUCGAGAGCCGACUCGGUUAUCCAUUGGCCCCAGCACGACCAUACACGUUUGACCGCAACAUCGACGACUUUGGCUGGUCAACAGGAGACGAUGGCAGACAUCAUGUGAUGCUCUUCAUCGAGAAUGGGCGCAUUCAGGACGAGCCCGAACGCGAUUUUAAAACUGGUCUUCGCGAGAUUGCCAAGAUACACAAGGGCACGUUCCGUCUGACCGCGAACCAGCAUAUUAUGAUCUCCGAAAUCUCUACCGAAGAUGUACCCGAGAUCAAGAGAAUACUUGCCAAGUACAAGUUGGACAACUUGAACUACACUGGUUUGCGGCUGUCGUCGUCGGCUUGUGUGGCCUUCCCAACGUGCGGUCUCGCAAUGGCUGAGUCUGAGCGCUAUCUACCAGUACUCAUUGACAAGGUCGAAAAAAUCUGUGAGGAGAAUGGGCUUCGCAACGAUUCCAUUGUCAUGCGGAUGACCGGUUGCCCCAACGGCUGUGCACGACCAUAUGUCGCAGAAGUUGCCUUCGUAGGUAAAGCACCUGGAUCUUAUUCCAUGCUUCUUGGUGGUGGAUACUACGGCCAGCGGCUGAACAAGAUUUACCGGGAAACGGUAUCGGAACCCGAGAUUCUCGCCAUCCUUAAACCUAUGAUCAAGCGAUAUGCGCUCGAGCGAAUCGAGGGCGAGCAUUUUGGUGACUUUGUCAUCAGGGCGGGAUAUAUUGCCCCUACGACAUCCGGGAAAGAGUGGUACGACAACAUGGGCGGAGAAGGACAGUACCGCGAGGCUGCAGCCGCUGCAUGAGGACCUCAACUUUUUGCAUUUGCCACAUCUAUGAAUAUAUCUUUUGGGUAUCAAGUCACCUUACAACUCACU
Molecule: messenger RNA, 4455 nt
Organism: Suillus subaureus
Lineage: Eukaryota; Fungi; Basidiomycota; Agaricomycetes; Boletales; Suillaceae
Product: sulfite reductase subunit beta
Exons: 9
Coding region: 115-4383 (1422 amino acids)
Biological process (GO): sulfate assimilation; amino acid biosynthetic process
Cellular component (GO): sulfite reductase complex (NADPH)
Molecular function (GO): 4 iron, 4 sulfur cluster binding; sulfite reductase (NADPH) activity; FMN binding
Source: RefSeq, a predicted model, not a curated record